AUGUUGCUGCAAAUAAUGAGAGCCCAAAGUUCAGAAACUACGUUGACUUUUGCGAAAUAUGACCACAUAUCGGAGAAGGGUGGAAAUAAAAAGAAUAAAUUCGGACGUUUAGGCCCUUAUCUGUCAAUAGUGCCAUGGGGGUUCCAUCCUCAUAUUGCUAUCCUCAGAGAUUUUGCGGGAUACCCAUCAUUAGAUUUGGAUUGCGAACUUGAGCAAGGUGAUGAUGAGUCGUACUUAAGGAGCUUGAACCCGAAAAAUUGGAAGCAACAAGACCAUUAUGCUGUAUUAGGACUUAAAAAUCUACGAUAUUCUGCAACUGCUGAUCAAAUAAGAAAAGCUUGUAAGCUUAGUUGA
Molecule: messenger RNA, 354 nt
Organism: Protopolystoma xenopodis
Lineage: Eukaryota; Metazoa; Platyhelminthes; Monogenea; Polystomatidea; Polystomatidae
Source: the annotation of a GenBank genome assembly